Molecule: messenger RNA, 2607 nt
Organism: Torulaspora globosa
Lineage: Eukaryota; Fungi; Ascomycota; Saccharomycetes; Saccharomycetales; Saccharomycetaceae
Gene: FHL1
Product: Fhl1p
Exons: 1
Coding region: 1-2607 (868 amino acids)
Biological process (GO): regulation of ribosomal protein gene transcription by RNA polymerase II
Cellular component (GO): nucleus
Molecular function (GO): sequence-specific DNA binding; protein binding; DNA-binding transcription factor activity
Source: RefSeq, a predicted model, not a curated record
AUGGGCUCAGAAAGUGUAAUGAGUGACAAUGGAUCAUCAGAAUCAGCGGGCCCUAAACCAGCUACAUCCGACCAUACAAUUUCUUCAAAUGAAAGAUUGAAUCAAAAUGUACCGUCGACCCCCAGUGAGUCGCUGCGGGGAAGUCCUGAAGCGAAUGAACCUAUGAGGCAUAGACAGUCACAAAAGGAGGAAGAUUAUCUGGCUACUAGUGGCGAGUUAAAAUUGGAGCUUCCAGAUACAUUAGAGCAUGAAGAUUUUUCGAAACUCUUGGAGUUUAGCGAGAAACAUGAUGAUGAUCUAUUCACAACACAAGAGAUUCUGCGACAUGCGAUCCAUGAAGCAGGAGCUGAGGAUCAAAGCAUCGAGAAUUUAAGUACAGAAUUGCGUGACACUGGAUUAGAACAUAAUGACGAAGAGAAAUCUGAAAUAAACACUAGCCCGAAAGAUAGUCAGAGUAGCGCUCAAGACUAUGGCCAUGAAAAUGAGAAAGCUGUAAGCGAUAUUAAGAAAGAGACGACCUCACCAAGGCGAACGUCCUUCGAGAUAAACCAGUCUGAGAGCUCUAGAGAACAAAGUAGUCAUACUUUUGACGACAGGAUUAAAGGUACAGCCUCUGUUCCUCUUAAUAGUGGGGAAGAAAGCCCAAAGAAUGAGCAAGAGCCCUCAGCGACUACAAUACUCGAAAAAGGCAAUUUACUUCAAUCCAAAAGACACGAUUCCCUGACACCUGUCAUGUUUCAGCAACACGAAUUAUUAACGGCGCAAGCGGAUCCCCACCGGGACAGUGGCAAUCAAGAUAAUGUGAUGCUUUCGGAUGAGCAGCCCACUAUUUCUGCCUAUGCAAGACUAGACUUUCAGAGCUUCACUUUCUACGUGCAGACUUUGCAUGUGAUAAUAGGAAGGCGGUCAGAGAACGAUUUUUCGCAUAAAGUAGAUGUUAACUUGGGGCCAUCUAAAUCAAUCUCUAGACGACACGCCCAGAUAUUUUAUAAUUUUGGAACCGGUAGGUUCGAAGUGUCAGUCAUAGGAAAAAAUGGGGCCUUCGUGGAUGACAUUUUUGUCGAAAGGGGAAAUACAGUGCCAUUGAAGAAUAAGACUAAGGUUCAAAUAGGGCAAAUACCGUUUCAAUUUGUUUUACCAGAACAGGAGAAAGCAGAACAAAUCCAUCCAGCGGAGCAGGAAAAGGGAAGUUCCCAAUUACACAAGUCUCCUGACGCCCAAAAAUCAGAAUCGCCGGUUAGGGUGGAACCAGGAUCGUCCAGAUCUCCGGAGACCCAGCCGGUGAAGCAAGUACUUAAAAAACAAGCGCCAAGAAAAGAGAAGAAGCCCACCAAAGUUCCUAAGAAGGUGUAUGCGCUUGAGGAGAUUCCGCAGGAAUAUAGGACAAAGCCAACGCUUUCGUAUUCGGCGCUCCUAACCACAUGCAUACGGAAAUAUUCAAGCCCGAAAGGUAUGACUUUAUCGGAAAUCUACAACGGAAUCAGGGAACUGUUCCCCUAUUAUAAAUAUUGCCCAGAUGGUUGGCAAAGCUCGGUGCGCCACAACCUAUCUUUGAACAAAUCUUUCCGUAAAGUAUCGAAGGAGGGGAAAGGUUGGCUAUGGGGACUAGACGAGGAAUACAUAGCUGAAAGAGAGCGUCAAAAGAAAAAGCAAGCGGAAGCUGCCGCUGCCAAAGCUGCCGCUGCACAGCGAAGGCUUGAACAACAGCAGCAGCAAAGAGCGAAGAAAGGUACUAUACCAGGUACCAUGAGUAGUAUAAAUGGCACCAGUGCACUACCGAAGCCCAAUAAUGGAAAACCACAAAAUAUCUCACAGACAUUGGCUGCAAAUAGGGCGGCCGAUAAGAAUUCAAGUAUGGAUGAUCAUCAAAGGACCAUGAAAUAUCUGCAAGAACAGUUAGUGGUGCUUACAAGAGAUAGGAAAGGUCUGUCCAAGCAGGCAAUCGCCAGUAUUUUGACUCAAGCGCUCGCGAUGACCAUCAAUCAAGUUUCACAAGCUGCUAAGAGUAAAGGGAUUACUGGUAAUCCUUUGACAGCUUUGAUGGACAAGAACCCUCAACAUUUAAACCUAAUUUUGGCGGCGGCAGUCAAUGCUGCCACUUCAAAAGUAACCAAUGGCAAGAUCAAACAAUUGGUUGAUAUGUCUCAGAUCAGCGACAUCACGAAGCAUGUAAAACCAGCCUCUGCAGGUAGGAAAACCACGACUUCAGGCCCAACUUACAAAGCAAGCUCUGGAAAUGGUAGUUUGGGCCCAGGCUCAAAGGGCGGCAGUUCAUUUGACCCGACUUCCCUGUCCAGAUUCUUUCAGCCCAGGCAGCCCAGCCGAGUGGCAACUUCGCCUGCUCUGGAACCUGCAGUCCCUCAAAAGCGUUUCCUAGAAGAUAACGAUGAGGAGGAAGAAUCAAGUGAUUCGGAUGAGUCUUCAAGCAGCGAAGAAGAGAACAGUGACGACGGUGACGACAGCGAUGACACAGAUGACACGGAUGACACAGAUGACACAGCUGAGAACGAGGACCCGGAUGACGAACCGAGAGACAAUGGUACGAACGGAGAUGACAAGCAUGAUUCACAGCAUCGGGGCGAUGUAACUGAUGAUAAUUCUGAAUGA